Molecule: messenger RNA, 3475 nt
Organism: Tigriopus californicus
Lineage: Eukaryota; Metazoa; Arthropoda; Copepoda; Harpacticoida; Harpacticidae
Exons: 13
Coding region: 304-3426 (1040 amino acids)
Biological process (GO): chemical synaptic transmission; regulation of membrane potential; monoatomic ion transmembrane transport
Cellular component (GO): membrane; neuron projection; synapse
Molecular function (GO): protein binding; transmembrane signaling receptor activity; neurotransmitter receptor activity
Source: RefSeq, a predicted model, not a curated record
CUUGGGACUUGGUCGAGGUGAGAACCGCCACAACUAGACCCAACUCGAAAGAAGAUGAGCCUAAGAUUGCACCGUGUUGCUGCUGUUGUUGUCAAUCUCUCAGUUCCCUCAAUCUUUUCAGUCCUGAGCGCCCAUCUUCCAGUGACCUGUUGAAGUACUGUAAAACUGUGUUAGAGGUAUUCUCAGGUCCAAGUUAGCUCACCUCACCCUUAAUUGUUCGCCAUCCAAGAGAGGACCGUGUGUGACAUCAAUCAAUGUGUUGUGAACUCGAAGCUUUGGCAAGCUGAAGCCACCACAAGCAUAAUGAGUUGCAAAAUAUUAGUGCUUUUUGCAAUAUCAUCUUUAACUCUUGAACAUUCAGCUUCCGCCCAGUUACCAUUGGAGGAGUUUGUGGUGACGCUGGCCGGGUUCUCGGUGCAAAGUGGGGUCAAAGUUGGAGAGUUGCAUCGGGAACCCGAAGUAAGCGAACUCGACUCAAACGAGACAUCUACGUUCAAGGCACCCACAUCAUUGUUUCAAUCCUUGACUUCGGGUAAUUUGUCAGAAUUCUCCAUCUGCGUGCGAUUUCGAGCCCAUUACCAACGACCAGAGAUGGUGCUCAUGGCUGCCUACGUGGAGAACAAGACCAACAUUGUGAUCGGUUUGGAGGAAACGAGGAAAGAAAUCUAUUUUAAGUAUUCUGUGAGUGAAUACAGCAAUGAAAUGGUCCGUAUUAGCUUCGAUUGGUUACCAAGACUCAACGAAUGGGAACACAUCUGCUUUAGUAAGAAAAAGGAGCCUGACCAAGAGCUUCGACAAAUCAAGUUCUUCGUCAACGGUAAACCCAAGGGGCAGAAGUCUGGAAUAACAGCUCGAUUGGACGACAUAACUCUGGUUACUCUGGGUCAAACAGAUCCUCCUUCUGCUGUCACUGGGUUUAGCGGUGACAUCGCCCAUUUUGUGAUUGUCGACCGAGGCCUAAACCUGAAAGACAUUAAGGCUCUGUCUGAUUGCGAAACAAACUAUCUCGACCUCCUGAGCCAAGGGGCCCCGUCGCUGUUGUGGCGAGAAGGGACGUGGGAGAGCAUCUUUGAGCCUGACAAUGAGACAUCGGUCGACGUUCAUGCUCGACCUUUGGGACAGUACUUGGAUUGGCGUGAAAUAUGCCGACCUUCGUCAACGGCAAAGACUGUUCACAUGGUACCAAUCUAUCGAAGGAAGUCUAAGGAUUUUCACAAGCAGAUUUGCACCAGCAUUGGAGGCUCUUUACCUGAUUUGGUCAAUUUCGGCAAAGAAAAAUCUGAUCAACGCAACAAUUUCUUGUUCGAUCUAUUCUUGAAUGCCAGAAUUCCUCGAGUUACACGGAUACCUUUAAGAAAAGAUUACGUGGACGAAAACGUCGAAUCAUUCAUGAAGACACCUUUGAAUAUGCAAAACUGUUUCGUAGACGAUGAAUUGGUCAUUUGGUUGGACGAUUCGGAUUCGGCCACUAAAUCACCCUUGGCCAGAGGUUCCAAAGGCGUCCAUGGUGUUCCCAUCAAUCCCAAAACGGGCAAGCCAUUAAACUUCUUACCCCCUGGCCUGAAUAUCGCGUUUGGGCCAAAUCUGGGAGGAGGGGGCGCAGGGGAUAAGAAGGAGGAGUGUGUUCAUCAUAUUCUUAGCAAUGGAACUGCAGUGGAAAAAUGCGGCAACGACCCUCAAGCAUGCAGCAUCUGUCUUCUGCCUCGACGGACCACUCUACGCAUCCGGGGAUUAUGUGAGAAAUCACUGCUGAAUGAUCACAGAUCAGACGGGGAUGGCGAUUACGGAUCAGAGUUCGAUUCCGAUUUCUUUGUGAUUGGACACCGUAUCACGGGCGAGACCAUAUUUCGUGGGAAAUUCGGAAGCCAUAUAAGGAAAGACGUGUCUGACGAAGACACCUCUGAAGAUCGAGGAGGUGAUUGGAUUCUUGAGAGCUUGGUGGGAAGUGAUCGAGAAGAGAGCAGGGCGGUGCUCAAAAAGACUCCUCCUACAAAAUUGCCGGUUGGCAGGAAUAGUUGGGAAAUGGUAUCCGACAUUUGCAAAGGAGAAGAUAACGGCGGAGACGGUUCCAUCCAGUUAUCCCUAACCUCGUGCAAGAAAGAUGAGUUUACUUGCAAUACUGGAAAGUGCAUCCCACUGAAUUAUCGGUGUGAUCUUUACGAGGAUUGUGAGAAUGAGGAAGAUGAAGAGAACUGUGACUUCCUAGAGAUCAAUGACAACUACAAAGGUCAAGUAGCCCCUCGUCACAUUCAAAAAGGAGUUCCUUGGCCGGUCUAUGUGGAGGUAGAAGUGGUGUCAUUUCCAGAGAUCCAGGCAUUAGAACAAAAGAUUAGCGUGGAUUUCCAUCUAUCCUUGCGUUGGUAUGACCCGCGUUUGGAAUACCGGAACUUGAAGCCUGGAAAACAAGAGAACCCCAUCAGCUCCGAAUCAAUUGUGUCAUUAUGGGUUCCACGAUUGGGUCUGCUCAACGGGUUGUCGGAGUUCCAGACCAUUGUGAUCGAAGAUGACGCACCCCUUUACCGGGGUUAUGUUUGGAGGCGAAGUAACUCCAAACCAAACGGAAUCGAUAAUCCUGUUGAAGAUGAAAUAUUUGCCGGGAGCAAGAAUCCUAUUAUUCUUAAGCGAGAGUUCUAUCAAGAUUUCAAAUGUGACUUCGACCUCUCGUGGUACCCGUUUGAUCGACAAAAAUGUUUUAUGAACUUCACCGUUCAAGGUGCAACGACCAGAAAUUUAAUCCUCAGAGCGGAUAAUAAGAACGUGAAUUACUUGGGACUCGAAUACCUCGUGGAGUAUCAAGUAGGAGAAAUGAACCUCGACGUACCAACAGUCGCCAGCGGCAAUUUCUCGACCGCUGUAGUGGAAAUCAUGUUUGUUCGCAGGGUCUUCUACCAUUUGUUGAACAUAUUCUUGCAAUCCCUGUUGCUCAUCAUUACUGGAUACAUGUCGCUUUUCUUCCAUGUCAAUAACUUCUCGGACCGGGUUAUGGUUGCUUUGACAGUCAUGUUGGUGAUGGCCAGCCUCCAAUCAGCCAUUCAGGACUCACUCCCGAGAACAGCUUAUAUCAAAUUCAUUGAUUGGUGGAUCUUAUUCUCCCUGAAUACUCAAAUCUUCAUCAUGGCUUACCACACUUUCUUGGGAUACUAUUGCUACAAGGAGUACCGCGAGUACAAGGAGGAUUUCCGUUUAACACGUGGAAAAGGAGGAAUUACCAACAAUGGCUUUCAGAUGAGUGAUAUGAAGACCAACGGAUCUAAUGUCACCAUUGGAUCGGACUCGAGUCUGGAUGAUGAACUAGUGGCCAGUGAAGAAUAUGAUUAUCCAAAAGCCAAGAAAAACAACAAAUACGUCAUGAUCAUUUUUUGUUCGGUUCUGAUCGGAUUUAAUGUUAUAUAUUGGACCGUAGCUAUGGUCGUUUAUUUGGGAUAGAACAAGUGCAAGAUGAUUGGAUCGAAUACAAAUUCAAGAUACUCAGGAA